This is a messenger RNA of Panicum virgatum (switchgrass), 1634 nucleotides long. RefSeq names its product RNA-binding protein 38-like. Lineage: Eukaryota; Viridiplantae; Streptophyta; Magnoliopsida; Poales; Poaceae. The coding region runs from base 367 to 1278 and encodes 303 amino acids. The record is from RefSeq and is a predicted model, not a curated record. The transcript has 6 exons. Gene Ontology annotation, molecular function: RNA binding.
UCCAGCGCAAAACCCCUAGCAACCUGUCUGUCUGUCUGUCUCUCCCUCCCUCCUCCCCAACCCCAACCCACCUGAUCAUCAGAUUCCCCUUCUCCAACGAUCAUUAAGCCACCUCGAUCACAGCGAGGUUUUAUAUGCAAGCCGACUCGCCCGCCUCCAAAACCAGCCACGCACACAGAGCGAGCGCACGCACGGCGGCGAGCCGCGGCGCAACCGCAACGCGAGGCGCAGUAGCCCGCCCGGCCAGCCCCCUCCCGCGGCGUGCCUGCUAGCUCCCGCUCUCCGCUGCCUGCGAGACAACCGCCGAGGCCUCGGCCGCCCCGCGAGCCCCGGUCCCCCCCCCCCUCCCGCGCGCGCGCGCUCGUCAUGGCGGCCGCGCCGUCGUCGUCGUCGUCCGCGUCGCCGGCCGGCGGCGGCGGGCCGCGGCCGUACCGGUCGCGGUUCGGCGACACGACGCUGACAAAGGUGUUCGUCGGCGGGCUGGCGUGGGAGACGCCGUCGGAGGGGCUCCGGCAGCACUUCGAGCGGUACGGCGACAUCCUGGAGGCCGUCGUCAUCACCGACCGCGUCACCGGCCGCUCCAAGGGCUACGGAUUCGUGACGUUCCGGGAGCCGGAGGCGGCGCGGCGCGCGGUGCAGGAUCCGAACCCGACGAUCGCCGGGCGGCGCGCCAACUGCAACAUUGCCUCGCUGGGGCCGCCGCGCCCCGCCCAGCCUCGAGGGAGGGGGCCCUACGCCGUCGGGGCCCACAUGCAGCAGGUCCCGCAGCCGGCGGCCCAGGGCCCGCACUUCGUCCCCAGCCGGGCGCCGGCCUCGCCCCAGAUGAUGCCCCAGCACGGCGGUGGCCCGGCAGCUGCGAUCUACCCGCCUCACUUCGGGUGCUGGUACCCACCUGACUUUCAAUACCCACAGCCCCUGGCCAAUCCGCAAGUGCUGCACAACUACUACCCCCAGCUGUACGGCAUGACCUCGCCGACGGCGUCACCCUUCCACCCGUACGUCGGGUACAUGGCGCCGCAGGCUCCGAGGGCACUGCUCCCGCCGCCACCGCCGGCGGCACAGCAGGUGGCGGUGCAAGCGCUGCUGCAGCACCCGACGCCGCAGAUUCAGGGCUCUUUCUUUCCGGCUCCUUCGCUUCCACACAACUUCAGGCUGCAGCUGCCGCCGCCUCAAGCUUUGUCAGUACUGCCUCCCAACACAACAGAAUCGCAGCCAGCUGAGCAGGCCGCUGCCUCUGCAGCUCGAGCGACAAACGCGAGCAGUACUGCGGGUGCCUGAUCAAGGGCUCAAGGCCAGCUGAAGAUAAAACAUCGGAUUCAGCAAUAAACCUUCAAAUUAACCAACUUUUUUUUGGGCCCAAGAAAAACAAGUCUCCAUCGACAUGCUGCGGACGAAGUUAUUGAUGGUCUGUAACAGUCACUCAGGAUGUUGACUCCAGAAACAAACGACAGACAUUUUGUUUAUUUUUUCCCCUCAUUGUUCCUCAUUCUUUUCUGAGUUUCGGCAAAGCUGUUCGUAAAGUCAAACUGGGUUUUAUAUCAUCAUCUCAGGAUUUCGGUUAGGCAAGGUUCGGGUUAUUUUGCUGUUAUUGGUGCUGUCUCUAGUAUAAUUAUUUUGAUCCAGGAAGUUUUAUU